Gamsiella multidivaricata is the source of this 1053-nucleotide messenger RNA. RefSeq names its product beta-lactamase-like protein. The record is from RefSeq and is a predicted model, not a curated record. Bases 95 to 1018 code for a protein of 307 amino acids. Gene Ontology annotation, molecular function: hydroxyacylglutathione hydrolase activity. Lineage: Eukaryota; Fungi; Mortierellomycota; Mortierellomycetes; Mortierellales; Mortierellaceae. The transcript is spliced from 3 exons.
UUCCAUUUGAACGUUCGUUUUUGGAACGUUCUCCGGAACACCUUUUUCCAGAUAAAGACGACAUCUCCCAUUCGGCACCACCCCGCUGCUUCCUAUGUCUUCGUUACGCACUGCCUUUUCUUCCUCCAAUACCUCUGCUGCCUACCGCAUCCUCACGGCCAGACGAACACUUCACACCUCCAGUUUAUCCAGCUCGACCUUGUCCGCCUUCUCGACCUUUACUCGAAAAACAAAACCCUCCUUAUCAUUAGGCAACUCACUCGUCACCUCUUCCAGAUCUGCGCACCGAAUCACUCCAUCCUCAAACUUGUCUUUGCAUCAGUUUUCCACCACAGCUCAUUCCACCAUGCGCGUCAUUCCAGUUCCAGCUCUUGAAGAUAAUUACUCGUACAUCAUCCUCGACGAGAAGACAUCCGAGGCAGCUGUGGUCGAUCCAGUUCAGCCUCAGAAGCUGAUGCACAUCCUCCAACAUCUGGGCGCCAAGCUGACCUCGGUCCUCUGCACACAUCACCACUGGGAUCACGCUGGUGGCAACGUCGAGUUGAUCGCCAAGAAGCCUGGAUUGGCAGUCUUCGGUGCCGAUGCCAGGAUUCCUGAAAUCAAUUAUGUUGUGAAGGACAAGGAAGAAUUUAAGGUCGGAUCGUUGACUGUCCAGGCACUCUGGACGCAUUGCCACACCAAGGGCAGUGUUAGCUACUAUGUCAAGGAUGGAGCUGAUCGUGCCGUCUUUACCGGAGAUACUCUCUUCUUGAGUGGAUGCGGACGCUUCUUCGAGGGUACGGCGGCGGACAUGUACAACAGCUUACUCCAUAUCCUGGCGACGCUGCCCGUGGAGACCAAGGUUUACUGUGGCCAUGAGUACACAAAGGCGAAUCUCAAGUUUGCACAGCACGUUGAGCCGGAAAACCCUCAUGUGGCCCAGAAACUCCAAUGGUGCAUGGACGAGAGCGUCACUGUCACCGUACCCGGCACCAUUGGUGAGGAGCUGCUCUGCAACCCAUUCCUUCGCGUCAAGUAAGUCUUCUUGAUCUUCUUGACGUAUAAUGUAGCAUU